Micromonas pusilla CCMP1545 is the source of this 1482-nucleotide messenger RNA. RefSeq lists its product as uncharacterized. The transcript has a single exon. The coding region runs from base 1 to 1482 and encodes 493 amino acids. NCBI's taxonomy places the organism in Eukaryota, Viridiplantae, Chlorophyta, Mamiellophyceae, Mamiellales, Mamiellaceae. The record is from RefSeq and is a predicted model, not a curated record.
AUGGCAAUGGCGCGGCUGGCGCGGAAGAUUCUUCCGAUUUCGACGGCGACGACGACGACGCGGCGGCGCCGCUCGAGAGGGCGUUUCUCUCCGCGCUCGACGACGCCGACGCGGCGGUGGACGCCGCCGCCGUCGCCGCCGCGGAGGAGCGCUAUUCCUCCAACCCCUCGCUCGGCGACGACGACCUCGGCGUGGACGUCAGCGGCGGUAAAAUCGCCGCGGAGGCGGAGGCGGAGAGUUGCGUCGGCACCGCCGCCGCGGAGGCGCUCGCGAAGCUCUGCCUCCGACGCGGCGCCGCCGCGUUCGCGUCCGCGCCCGCGGUGGUUUCAAAACUGCUGCGAACCUAUUUCGCGGUCGACGCGCGAUCGCGGCCGAGGCUCGCGCAGUGCCUCGCGGUUUUCUUCCCCGCGCUCGCGUCCGGGCCGGAGGACAGAAGGAGGCUCGUCUCAGACGCCGCGCUGCCGACGCUGCGCGCCGCGGCGAAGCAGAAGGGGGUCGCCAAGGUGGCGAACUACCUCGUCCACCUCCUCACGGCGUGCGCGCCCGUCGUCGAGAUGGCCGCCUCAAUCGCCGCGACCGCCGCGGUAUCCGACGACGUCACGGAGGACACGACGUCAACGUCAGCGUCGGCGAAGACCGCCCCCGGACAAGUCAGGCGCGUUCUUCUUCACACUGGUUCCCAUACGACCCCGAUCGCGUGGUGAACGCCGAUCCUUAAGGACUUCGCCCGGCACAUCUCUGCGCCCACCCCUCGCUUUCAAUCCCCGCCCACGACGCCUUUCAACUCCAUCUGACGCCUUUCAACUCGACGCCUUUCAACUCGGUAUGAACGGAUUCAGACCCGCCGCGACGGCGCGCGGCGAAGUGUUGAUCGCGUCUCUCCUCAAGGAGGCACUCGCGGUGACGCUUCGACCGACGUCGCUGUACGCGACGACCGCGGAGAAGACGCUGUCCAAGGCGUACGUCGGCGCGCUCGCGAAGGUUGCCGCGCACGGGUGCGUCCUCGACGGACGCGCGAGCUCGGAGAGAACCGCGUUGGCGCACGCUAGCGUCGCCGUCAAGCUGUGCGCGGCGCGCGUCGCGGAGAAAACCGCGGCGAAGGAUUUAAACGUCGCGUCGACGAACGUCGCGCGCGCGAUGAAGCAGUUGUUAUUCGCGGCGGACGAAGAGACGGAGGACGACGCGACGACGACCGCGGAGGACGCCGAGGAGGCGACGACGGCGGCGGUGAUGGCGGAGUGCGAGGCGUUGUCGCGGAGUCGAGAGCUGGGCGUCGCCGACGGCGUCAGCGGCGUCGCGCUCAUCCCGACGACGAAAGCGGUCAAGGCGGCGGAUGCUAAGGAGAAGGAGACGACGCCGCCGCCCGAAGAGAUCGACGCGACGGAGGAGGAGGAGGAGGAGGAGCCCGCCGCCGCGAAGGGCAAGGCGGGGCGCGCCGCGCGGGGCUCGCGCGCGGCGCUCAAGGAGAACUUCGCGCGCUAA